AUGGGCAAGGGAGGAAGACUUAAGGGAGCACUGGGCUCUUACCAGGCCGCUGCUGCGAAGAAGGCCGCCGAGGCGAAGAAGGCUGCGAAUGCGAAGGCCAAGGCGAACGCGCCCCAGAUGAACGAGAAGGCGAAACGGGCUGCGAAGCGUCAGCGCCGUGAGCGCGAGGUGGCUGAGGCUGCAGCUCGUGCCGAAGCACGCAAUGCGAAGGACAAGGCUGCGGCUGCGCGAGCUGGAGCUGCCGCAUCCACCGCAACGGCGGAAAGCUCGAACGCUGUGCUUCGCAAAGCUAUCAUCCCCAUCAAGUCGGACGACACCGUUCUCCUCCUCGGCGAGGCCAACUUCUCCUUCGCCCUUGCGCUCGUUAAGGGACGAGGACACGCUGGACACCUCGUCUGCGCAACGAGCUACGACUCCGAGGCGCAGUGCUACGAGAAGUACCCGGACGGCAAGGAGAACGUCGAUGCUCUGCGCGAGGCUGGCGCUCGCGUUGUCUUCAACGUCGACGCGGGAGCGCUCGAGAAGAGCAAAGCGAUCGGCAAGGGACGCCGCUGGUCUCGCGUCAUUUUUAACUUUCCCCACUGCGGAAGCGGCAUGACGGACCAGAACCGCAACAUCCGCGAGAACCAGGUCAUGCUCCUGCGCUCGCUGCGGAGAGUCUCGAACGUGCUCAGCGACGGACCGCCAGAGGUUGAGGAGAAGAAGAAGCGGAAACGGAAGCCGCAGGAGUCUGACUCCGAGUCGGAAGCCGAGGACGACUUUGAGGGUUUCGAUGACGACGAAGACAACAUGCCGAAGACGAAGGGCUAUGCGCCGAGCUCGUUCACGACGCCGAAUCGCCAGGGCUCUUUCCUCAUCACACUCCUGUCGCAGCCGCCAUACAGCCUGUGGGACGUCAAGGGUCUCGCGACCCGACCGCCGCCCGUCUGCCCCGGUACGCGCGAAGCUCAGCCACGUUACACCCUUAAGCGCAGCUUCGAGUUCGUUCCCGCCGUUUGGCCAGGUUACGCACACCGUCGCACGAUCGGCUGGCGCGAGGGACUCAGCAAGGAUGACAACGAGGAGAUUGUCGGUCGCAUCGGCAAAGCCCGCACGUGGGAGUUCGUCCUUCGUGAGGAGGCAGAGUAG
Molecule: messenger RNA, 1128 nt
Organism: Trichosporon asahii var. asahii CBS 2479
Lineage: Eukaryota; Fungi; Basidiomycota; Tremellomycetes; Trichosporonales; Trichosporonaceae
Exons: 1
Coding region: 1-1128 (375 amino acids)
Biological process (GO): rRNA base methylation
Cellular component (GO): cytoplasm
Molecular function (GO): rRNA (uridine-N3-)-methyltransferase activity
Source: RefSeq, a predicted model, not a curated record